Molecule: messenger RNA, 2934 nt
Organism: Epithele typhae
Lineage: Eukaryota; Fungi; Basidiomycota; Agaricomycetes; Polyporales; Epitheliaceae
Exons: 14
Coding region: 1-2934 (977 amino acids)
Molecular function (GO): protein binding
Source: RefSeq, a predicted model, not a curated record
AUGCACUACGACAUGGAGUUUGAUGCAGAAGGCCAGGAUAUAGACGUUCCGCAGUUUCACCCACACGUUCUCGCGGCUCCCUGUCUCCUCCUUCCCUACCUCCCACACAUUCAGUCCUGGGGUCUCGAUCUUCCCUUUACCAAAGCCGACUUCGACAAUGUUUUUCUUGCUUCCCUCCAGUCCUACGUCUCAGUGAAGAAGCUCGUACUACACGGGCUCAGGUUCCUUUCUACUCCAUUCCUAUGCCAGCUCUCAAAUGCAUUUCCCUCUCUUGUUGAGCUUGUCUGGGAAGAUUUCCAUGGCUCGAACCCCGAUCCGGACCCCUUCGAUAACAAUCCUCCGCGAAUAAGCAAGCUGGAAAGACUGCGAGUCGGAGGGUCCUUGAUCAGCAAGACUGGGUCUCUACUUCGUUAUCACUCUACGACGCUUGUGGACCUAACUGUUGGAAGCGGCACGUGGCCUUACCAUCACUUCGAUUGGGCUCAGAUGAGCGCUCUACGAAAGAUCAGCUUCAUCGUCGACGUGUUUCCAUUGGCUAGCGACAUCUGCUUUUAUCCGCUCAAUAGGAUGUUACGACAGGGAACGCCUCCAUCACUGCGCACCUUGAAUAUCCUAUGCUUGAGGAACUACUACACUCAAGUGGCUGCAGAUCACGUCGAUGAGCAAAGAUGGCCACACCUUGCGGGGUUCAUUGGGCUCGUACAGAAGCACAAGACGCUGGGGACCUUGGGGAUCACAUGCACGGUCGAAGAUGCGAAGCAAAACCACAUCGCGGGAUGGACAACGUGUCUUGGGCGCACUUUCGUCCGCCUACGCGAGCUCGGUCUGCUCCGCAUCGUCUUUGUGAGCACAUCCCCACGCACGGAAACUUGGUACGGCCACAGUCUCUUCACACGGAAAUUGGCGGUAGCUCGAGACGGAAAUCUCGCGAACAUGAUCAUCUGGGACGUGGCAUCCGCCAAACCCCUGAUCGAACGCUGGUACACCCCAUCCGUUGAUCGACAAAAUCUCUUCAAGGCUUGCUUCUCAUCGUCGAGUCGUCGCCUUGCAUACGUCACCGACAGUGGGGUGGAUAUUUUCUCGAUAGAAGUCACGGAGGGUGGAUAUCGACGUGCAGUAGCCGUUGGUUCUAUAGACCUCGAAAUGCCUUCCGGACACACGGCCAUCGAUGCGGCAUGCGCUUGGCUUCCGGACGACUCACAGCUCAUCGUCGCCUCCAAUUCCAUCAAGGUCUGGGACACCCGUACAUUGACAUGCACUCGGGUUAUAUCCCCGGAUACGGCUGCCGUUAUUUCCCCCUCGAAGUUCACCCAGGAUCGCUUCUCGGCCGGUAUAUCGAUCUCCAAUGACGGGAAAUACCUUUUGUAUCAAGUUCACCGCAUCGAUUACGACUUGAAUGCCCGGACGAGAUAUGCAGAGACCGUGUCGACGGUCGACCUCGUCACAGGGUCCUUCGCUCGUCUCUUCACCGAUAUUCCCGCGGCACCCCCUCCGUCCGGCGCCCAGACUCUUUCCACCAACCACCCGGCCGUCCCCAGGACGCCCGCGACGUUCGCCGGCCCCGAGGUGCUCAUGAGCCCCGGCAUCGGCCGCCCGGUCCGACGCCUGCUCUCGCGCGACGGCGCGCGGCUGCUCGAGAUCGACGUCGCGUCCUCGCACGCGCGCCUCGCCGUGCGCGACCUCCGCGCGGGGGGCGCCGUCGUGGCCGCUGUGGAGCUGGGCCGGGAGGCGGCGGGGACGGUGGUGGAGGCGUCGCCGGACCUGCGCGCCGUCGCCGUCGCGCAGCCAGAGGCGGGCGGGUGGGGGCGGAUGGCGGUGUGGUGCGUGGACGAGGGUGGGGGUGCGAUGCACUGGGUGCGCGGGCGCGACGGGAGGCGCGCGUGGGGGAGCGCGGCGUUCUCGGAGGACGGGGAGGUGGUCGCGUUUGGGUGGGGGGACGGGACGGUGUCGGUCCAUCGCGUGCGGGCGCUCGUGACCGGUGCGGGGAAUAUUGUGGUGGAUGACCCGACCCGUCAGGCCACAGUAUACGUGGAUGCAGCAGAGCCGACACAAUUAGAGGACGCUUGGUUUAACAAAGAUGGGCCCCUCGCGCCCGUAAAUCAAGCAUACAGCCUGUUCGAGCAGAGCUACGCGUGCGGGUCCGUUCGCCUGCAGACGCGCCUCGGCAACCGCGUACAUACCCGACAAGAGACGCUGCAGGCGAAACGCGCCCCUGUUGCACGGCUAGCCGAGGGGCACAUCGUUAUGAAAACAGCGCAGUGGGACUGCACCUACGCCCGAUCAUGGAGUGCGAAUACUGGGUAUCUAAGCGCCCACCUUCGCAGGGUCUGCGUUCCAGUCAGGCUUUUUGCUCGCCGUCAACGCGCCUGCUCUUGCAUCCGCAUCACAUGCGACGCACUAGAGACUAGCGUAUCGGAAGUUCGGAACAACGGUAGGGAGGCCCCGCGAAUCGGGAAGGGCGAAGGAGAGCCCGGCCAUCAUACGCCCGUGACGGCCGCGGUGUGGUCUGCGUUCCGGCCGCAGAAGAAGAAGCUGGCGUGGCGCCAUCACGAAGCUUGGGACGAACAAAAGGCGCAGAAGAGGAUCUGUUGCGGAAUGGGCGGGACUGGAGUCGGGGUCCUGGUGGGAUGCGUUAGGACGCCGGUGUCCGGGCUCGAUGCUCUAGGAUGCUCUGGGCCGCGGAGACCAAUCGAUCAAGAGCGCGCUCCGAAUGUCCAGGGCAUUUGGUUGGACGGCACCCAGGCCCGGGAAGGGUGGUCGGCCGCCGUUGUACGUCCUGCGGUCCUGAUGGGAGAGCGAAUUGGGAGGGACGAUGAGUCGCUUUUCCCGGUUUGUGUGAGGCUGUGGAUCUGUUACGAGAGCUUGGUCGGCUUUACAGUUCGGCGAUCCACAGGCGCGAGGGUCCAGUCAGGAAACGAAGCAAAUGCCGGCUGA